Messenger RNA from Aspergillus ibericus CBS 121593, 3744 nucleotides. Its product is annotated as NRPS-like enzyme. Bases 1 to 3744 code for a protein of 1247 amino acids. The transcript has 2 exons. Gene Ontology annotation, biological process: carbohydrate metabolic process. The record is from RefSeq and is a predicted model, not a curated record. Lineage: Eukaryota; Fungi; Ascomycota; Eurotiomycetes; Eurotiales; Aspergillaceae. Gene Ontology annotation, molecular function: phosphopantetheine binding; kinase activity.
AUGGCGUCCAUUGUUCUCUCACCAGUUCCUGCUCCUUCUUCUAGUUCUAGUUCUACUUCCACUGCGCCGAGUGUGGCAUCGCCGGCAACUUCGGUGACGGAGCCUGAAGUUGAAGUUCUAGAAGAGACCUUUCACACUAUUAAUCAUCUGCUGCAAUCGCGAGCCAAAGGACACCAUGGCGAUGACCCCAUUGUCGCCUACCCGUCAUCAGGGACAGACUACACCUACUAUACCCCUCUUCAAUUGAACACAUUCGUCGAAGCAGCUUCAGUUCACUAUGCGAAAUCCAUCCCGCAGCGGCAGUCAUCCGAGGACCCAGUGCAAGUGGUGGGACUGCUGGCCCCCUCGGACUUCGAGUAUCUGAUCACCCUGCUGGCCGUCUCCCGGCUCGGUCACACCGUCCUUCUCCUCUCCACGCGCAUUGCAGAGGAUGCCUAUGUCAGCCUCAUCGAAAACACCAAGGCGACCUUCCUGAUUACAUACUCCAGCUUUCAGACCAUGGGGGAGAAGGUGGCUGAGCGGACGGGCAUCAUUCAGCAGCCAUUGCUGGCGCGCGAGGACUACGACUCACCCUCGACAGCAACCCUCUCCUUGCCCUCGGCUCAUCUGGAUGGCGCCAUCGAGGCCAAGCAUGUCUGCUGGAUUAUUCACUCCAGCGGCUCGACAGGUCAUCCAAAGCCCAUUUACCAAACUCACUCCGGAGCGCUCAGGAACUACGCCAACAACUUUGGCCUCCGCGGGUUCAUCACCCUGCCCCUGUUCCACGCGCACGGCAUCAGCUGCCUCUUCCGGGCUGUGCAUUCGGAGAAGUUGAUCUACAUGUACAACGCCAACUUGCCGCUGACGGCCCCCAACCUGCUGUCCACUUUGGAGGAACAUCCCGAGAUUGAGAUUCUCUACGCAGUGCCGUAUGCGCUCAAGCUACUGUCUGAAUCAGCUGAGGGGCUGCAGAUGAUGGCACGUUUGGAACUCGUCAUGUUUGGGGGCUCGGCCUGUCCCAAGCCCAUUGGAGACAAGCUGGUGCAGAACGGGGUCCGCCUCGUCUCCCACUAUGGAACCACAGAGACCGGCCAACUGAUGACCUCCUUCCGCGAGCGCGACGAUCUAGACUGGGAUUACGUGCGUCCUGGCCCGUCCCUUUUACCGUAUCUGCGCUGGGAAGAGCAGAUGCCCGGUAUCUACGAGCUGUGCGUCUUAGAAGGCUGGCCCUCCAAAGUCGCCAGCAACCGACCUGACAACUCGUACGCGACCAAAGAUCUCUUCGAGAAGCACCCCACCAAGGCCAACGCGUGGCGCUACUAUGCCCGGUUGGAUGAUACCCUUGUGUUGGAGAAUGGCGAGAAGGCGAACCCGCUGAUCAUCGAGGGCGUGGCGCGGAAUGAUCCCAACGUGGCCGAGGCUAUCGCCUUUGGGGCCAAUAAGCCGAGGCUGGGAUUGUUCCUGAUUCCGUCAGUCAAUAGUCACUGCAAGACCGAAGAUGAACUAAUCGAGACGGUCUUCCCCUCUAUUGAACGCUGCAAUGCUGAACUGCCGGCGUACGCCUACAUCUCCCGAGACAUGAUCCAUGUGCUGCCACCAGACGCGGUGUACAGAAAGACAGACAAGGGAACGGUCAUUCGGUCGGCCUUCUACCGAGACUAUCAGGAGAAGAUUGAUCAGAUAUACGACGCGGAAGAUGCUAGUGGAGACCAGCUUCUUGAAGGCGGCGAGCUCGUAGCCUUCCUCCGACAGCAACUCCUUGCGGUAGCCCCAGCUAUCGAUCCGUCAACUUUGGAAGGCACAACCGAUGUCUUUAGCCUGGGCGUGGACAGCUUGCAGUCGAUCCGGUUGCGGACUACCAUUCUCCGGACACUGGACAUCGGAGGCAACAAACUGUCUCAGAAUUUUGUCUUCGAGCACCCGUCCCUGCAGGCCAUGGCGGACGAGUUGACUCGUCUGCGCUUAGGACAAGGACCGGCAGAGCAAAUCCCCGUCGAGGACCGCAUGGCCGGGUUGAUUGAGAAAUACAGCAGCAACUUCAAGAUCCACGCUUCGGUCCCUCGUGACAGAGAGGGUGAACACAUUGUCGUUACCGGCGCUACUGGUUCCUUGGGCGCCCAUGUUGUCGCUCAGUUAGCUCAGCUGGAACACGUUAAAACCAUCUACUGUCUCGUUCGUGCCAAUUCCCGCGAGACAGCCUUCCGUCGCGUCCACCAAUCACUCCGUACGCGCAAGCUGUCGUACAGUAUGACUCCGGCGGCGGAGCGUAAAAUCGUGGCAUUGCCCGCUGAUCUCUCCAAUCCAAUCCGGCUAGGCCUCGAUGAAGUAAUCUACGACCAUCUCGUGCACGCCGUGACAGCGGUCAUGCACUGCGCGUGGUCGGUCAACUUCAACUGGUCGUUGGAGAGCUUCGAGGCCAGCUGCAUUGCGGGCACUCGUCACUUGCUGGACCUCUGCCUGGAUGCCCGCGGCCCCCGUCCGGCACGGUUUGCCUUUUGCUCAUCGGUGAGCACGGUCGCUCGCACCCCAGGCCAGUGGGUGCCGGAGGCCCUACCUGACACCCUUUCCUGCGCACAGGGAAUGGGAUACGCGCAGUCGAAGCUGGUCACGGAGCACAUUGUGAACCGGGCCGCACAACAGACCGGAAUGACGGCUCGAGUGUUGCGCGUGGGCCAAAUCAUCGCCGACACCAUCCGCGGAAUCUGGAACACAACCGAGGCUAUUCCCAUGAUCUUCCAGACGGCGGAAACCAUCCACGCGCUGCCACAGCUCGAUGAUAUUCUCUCCUGGACCCCCGUGGACGUGAUCGCCACCAGUGUCAUCGAGUUGACCCUGGCUCCGGUUGCCGGUGACGUGGUGAAUGUAACCAACCCAACCCUCAACCACUGGACGCGAGACCUGCUACCUCUGCUACGGCAAGCCGGGCUGGAAUUCGAGGAACUGCCUCCGCGAGGAUGGCUGCAGCGGCUUCGCGACUCAAACCAGGACCCCGACGCCAACCCCCCUAUUAAGCUCCUCGAAUUCUUCGCGAGCAAAUAUGACCACGAUCGACCCAACCGUGCGCUGCUGUAUGACACCAAGCUAGCCGUUGCCGCUGCGCCUGCACUACGCGAGGCAGGUGGACUCACCCCGGAUCUUGUCACCCGAUUCAUUAGAUACUUCCGUACUCACUGCUGGACCACAUCACCGAACGCGAAGACCACCUUGCAACCAGCCCGCGAAGUCAUCAUCCUAACGGGACCAUGUGGCAGCGGCAAAAGCACCGCGGCCCACGCCCUAGCUGAGCAGUUCAACCUCUCCGUAAUCGAGGGCGACGACCUACACUCCCCGGCCGCUCGAGAGAAAAUGGCCAACGGGACCCCGCUGGAGGAUCGCGAUCGAUGGGACUGGCUGGCACAUAUCCGGGGGGCCGUGAUGGAUCGACUACAGCAUUCGACCAUGCUGGGAGUAGCUGUAACAUGCUCUGCGCUGCGCACGGUCUACCGGGAUGAACUGCGACGGUUGUCAGAUUUGCUGGAUUUUCCGGUCGCGGUGACCUUUCUGCUCCUGUCGAUCCGCGAUCGGGAGCAGUUGAAGAAGCGCAUGGUCGAUCGGUCGGCUAUGGAAGAUCAUUACAUGCAGUCGUCGAUGGUGGACUCGCAAUUGGCUAUUUUGGAGGAGCCGAUGCUGUCAGAGGGGGACGUGAUUACGCUGGACGCUGGUCGGGAUAAGGCGGAUAUGUUGGAAGAGGUGAAGGGGGUCGUUCAGGGGAUUCUGCAUCUAUAG